This is a messenger RNA of Hermetia illucens (black soldier fly), 3344 nucleotides long. It is a transcript of the gene TM4SF, whose product is annotated as 23 kDa integral membrane protein. Gene Ontology annotation, biological process: protein localization to plasma membrane; protein maturation. The transcript has 5 exons. The coding region runs from base 185 to 1051 and encodes 288 amino acids. The record is from RefSeq and is a predicted model, not a curated record. Lineage: Eukaryota; Metazoa; Arthropoda; Insecta; Diptera; Stratiomyidae. Gene Ontology annotation, cellular component: membrane.
GUGUUGCAAAAGUUGCAGGUUCAGCGCGAGGAAGUCCUGCAGGAGCUCUGGCGUAGAACUGAACCGGGCUCGCUCUGCAGUGUGCAUCCGCGUUUGCUGCCGAAGGAUUAUAGCAGGGUAGUAGUUCCGUCGCGAGCCAGUAGAUAGGAGCGUUUUAGCUUGCUUAGUGGAAGAGUGUGGUGAUAUGACAACAACCAAGCGCGUGAAGUGCUUCAAGCAUCUCGUCUACAGCUAUGUAGUCCUGCUAACGGUAACUGGUGCAGCACAAAUCAUCCUUGGAGCGGCUCUUCUCUGGGGUCACGUCGGAUACUAUGCAAUCGUUCAAAAUAAGUUUUGGGCUCCGUCGCUGAUAAUACUCAUACUUGGACCCGUUUCGUUCAUGUUAUGUUGGCUGGGAUGCCAAGCAACGAAUCAAAAGAAUCGAUGCCUUCUUGGGGUGUUCAGUGGUGUUCUAGUAUUUGCCAUUUGUGUUCAAUUUGUCAUCUGCGGAUGGUCACUAGCCAUGAGAGAAACGCUGCCAUCAUCUGUUGAAAUUUACGUUGAUGAAUCUUUUGCAACAUUUCUGGAGAAAAGAUAUAAAGCAGACAAUCUGCAUAUUUGGAAUCGUAUGCAAUCACAAUUGCAAUGUUGUGGAGUGGAUGGACCCUUAGAUUAUCGAAGACUGGCGAUCCCUUGGUCCUGCUGCUCUCGCCCUGAGGACCCAUUUGAAUCGGUUUGCAAGAGCCAUUAUCAACGAGGCUGCCUGGCUGUAUUAACAGCCCAAUUGAAAAAUCGUCUGUUGUAUGCAUGUGCAGCGGCUUUUGCUAUCGCUAUCAUCCAGAUCAUCGGCGUGGUCUGUGCCCUGCAACUUGGCUAUAUUCUAUCGAAGGAUGAUGCCCGUGACGACAUCAGCGCAGUGGCAAGACGCCAAAAGGAUGCCCUACAGCUGUCCAUUUAUGAAAAGAGCCGUCGAGAUCUUCCGCCCCCUAUGGGACCUGUCUCGCCAACCGCGCCAGGACAUCGAUUGCUCAAGACUGCCCCACCGCCACCACCGUCAAUGAUGCCAAAAUGACAAACAAUUAGUUUUUAAAUUGACCAAAAAUCAGUUUUUUUGAAAUGAUUCAUACAAAUUUUAUUUUUCAUGCAUUUGACUCUUGGGACAAAAGAAAAGCGAGAAAAAAUGAUUGAGAACAAAUGCAAAAGGAGCGGAAAAGUAUUCUGUCCCCUCCGUUUAUAUAUAUUUCACUUUCUUGGCAAAUUUUAUUGAAUCCGUUAGUGGCGUUAGAUAAACGAUUUUAAAAGAUGAAAGAAAGAACAACAACCCUCCUUACAAUAGAUAUAACUACGCCAUUAGGUUAUUAAUGGCGUCUUUAAACCUAAGCCGUUUACUCUCAACUGUUUUAGAGAAAAUAUUCAACCGAAAAGGACGAGAACAACUACAUACAUUUCUUGAAUGUUACGAAUUCCAUAUCUACAUACAUAAGUACAUUAGCUAAUUAUAAUAAUUGAUUCUGAACAAUGAACAUUUGAAACGAAAGAAAGGUGGAGAGAGUCUGCGAGUAGUUUCCAUUUUAAAGUAACAAUGAUUCGCCUCUAGUUGGUUACGGAUGGCUUAACUAAGUGCAAGGUUUUCCUCAUGUUUUCCAUUACAACUCAUAGCGUAGUGUCGUCUCUGCUUUCUAUCAUUUCUAAACUGUUUUCCUUCUAAUCCUGCAUUUCAAAUGGAUCAGGAUCAAGUUUCGAACCGACCAAUGACGACACCAGACAGUCUUAGGAACCACCAGCGUAUGUAGGAAUCAGCAAAGAAGGCAUAAAGGCCGAAAUCCUGGUAUCUGAUACCUAUUUUACCAUAUUUUUAUUUUGAUCCUGAUCCGUAAGGAAAGCACUGCGCCCAUAGUAAUUUCAAACCCAACCGUAGAGCAUCAGAAUUGGUUCGGCAUUGCAAAGCUUUGAAAAACCCGACGAUAGUGCCAUGAAGUGGCAGAUAUCGGAAUUAAAUGUAAAUCCUAGAGGCUCCGCAGGACCCAUCAGACACGAGCAAACCAAAAUUGGUGGCUGUCUGACCAUGCAGUUUCGAAUCCGCUUCUGUAUUGCACAUUGCAAUGGCGUAUUACCCUUGAAAACUCGUAGAUGCAUUUCUAGAAUUUUAGCCGAUAUCUAACCAAAUUUUAACCCCUAGAAGUAAUCUCACCCCCGUAGGGAACUAUUUGUUCGCGUCUGAUGCAUCAGGAGCCUCUUAACUGUGUCUUACUGUGAUAUCAGGGACUAAGUAAUGAUCAGAAAAAAACUGUGUAACUGCGUAGAAUGGAUGUUACUCCAAAAAUGUCUGGAAAUGUUUUCUCAAUGAGAGUGUUUUUUAGGAAGAGGCAGUAAUUGCGAAAUAAACCAGUUUUCUGUUGGAUAACUAGUUAAUCUUGUACGUAAGGUUUCAGGAUACUCUGAGUUUGGGGGCAAUUCAGGCGGGGAACUGUGAACGUAGCUACUUCCUGUCCAACCAUUAUCGUUUCUCCUUGACGAUUCUCUACAUAAAAAUGUGUUCCCUUUGUAGAUGUUGUAGAUAGUCUUCUAUUAAUCAAUGUUACUGCUGGCAUAUGCAUAUACGUAGAGUACUUUUAUUCUAAUAUUUAGAGAGGGACGUUAAGCAACCGUACCCGAGUAAAAUGCAAAAGAAAAGAGAGUUAAGCCGCUUCUUCGAUAGAGUGCACUCAACAUAUAACGAAAACCAGUCUAGGAUCUUCCAUAGUUUCUCUGUUGCGAAAUGAACUCGUUUUUUGUAACAAGUACGAAUAAAUUUACCUCUGUAUUGAAUCUGGCCAAAUAUCACUGAAAGUUUCUCAAAAAGGGCGGACCCCUGACUAGGAUCACUUUAUAUCCGGGGCCACCCUUUAUAUAGGUUUACCUCUGUCACUAUUUUCAUAUUUCUUGGACAGUAAUUCAACCCAAGGUUAAAGAAUGCCAGUUAGACUUUGAAAAACGAAUGUAGAAAAAUAUUUACGGAGGCAUUAUCUAAAUUUCUGGAAGUGGAAUAUGUAAUAACAUUUCCUUUUUUAAUCGCCUUAAAAUUUGUUCAUUCCAAUUUAAAACCAGAUUUUUCCUGUUAACUUCUAUCUUCCAUCUUUACUUUUAAUGUCAGCUGGAGCAAUGGCGUCCACUUAUUUUGUUGUAAAUAAUAUACGAUAAUAUCACGCACGCAUGGGCGAUGAAGAAGGACUGCUUGGAAUAGAAUGUGAUUAUACGAAAUGCCUAAAUAAAAAAUGAAAAUGAUUGAGAAAUAUACGGAUUUAUUGUGCAAUUCAAAAAGAAUAUAUAGUACCAUUUAAUUUUUUAAUGUUAGUAUUAACAAAAAUAAAAAUCAAAAACUAGAA